Bipolaris victoriae FI3 is the source of this 738-nucleotide messenger RNA. RefSeq lists its product as hypothetical. NCBI's taxonomy places the organism in Eukaryota, Fungi, Ascomycota, Dothideomycetes, Pleosporales, Pleosporaceae. The record is from RefSeq and is a predicted model, not a curated record. Bases 1 to 738 code for a protein of 245 amino acids. The transcript is spliced from 2 exons.
AUGAGACCUGCUGACAUUCCCACAGAUUCGGCAGAUAUUACUAUGGAUAGCCUCGAAGCAGAGCUUGGCGUUCUACGAGACAAUGAAACGAAGCAACAGGCCGACAUCGAUGGCCUUGAAGAUCAAGUGGAUACAUGGGAGGAGAAUCAAAUUGAUUGCCAAGAACAAGCAGACCGGAUUACGCGUCUCGAAGAGGAGGUGGAUCGAUUGAGUCGUCACGACUGUGAUAGUAUCAUUGCCUACUUGAGGCUGUCGAAAAAGCAACUCGGAGAGCUUCAGGAGAAGUAUAGGGUUCAACAAGGCACAACAACUGCUCUGCGGGAGCACUAUGAAAUCCAUCAAAUAACGAUCGAAAGACUGAAAGAAGACUGCAAAGUAUACAAGGCAGAAAACGAUGAACUGAAAAAGCAAUGUACGGCUCAUGGGACGACCAUUGAAAUACUCCAACAAGAAUGUCGGGGAUACUCACGUGAGAUAAAUGACCUCAGGGCUCAACUUGCGGAACCGGAUCUACACCAUAGAUGCGAAGAAAACGUUGCUUCGCUGGAAAAGCAACUGGAGCUUCAACGAAGUGCUAUGGGGCAAAAAGCGCCACCGGAACCUGUCAUGGCUGAGAACAUGGCGCUGAAGAAAGUUAUCAAGCAGGUCGACAGUGAUGUAGUGUCUUUGUGUACUAACUUGCGCAACGCCAUGGCUUCCUUACAAAGGCCCGAAGAAAUCAAGGACAAGCACCUCUGA